This is a messenger RNA of Melopsittacus undulatus (budgerigar), 3825 nucleotides long. RefSeq names its product antizyme inhibitor 2-like. NCBI's taxonomy places the organism in Eukaryota, Metazoa, Chordata, Aves, Psittaciformes, Psittaculidae. Gene Ontology annotation, molecular function: catalytic activity. The coding region runs from base 2735 to 3340 and encodes 201 amino acids. The record is from RefSeq and is a predicted model, not a curated record. The transcript is spliced from 5 exons. Gene Ontology annotation, cellular component: cytoplasm.
CGGCUGGAUUUGGGCUGCUCCCAUUCCAGCGCUGCCACCCGCCUCCCCUCCCAGCACAUCCCCGGUACCCACCAGCUUCCCGGCGUCCAUCGUCUCCUUGAGGCGCUUGCCCAGCUCGGAGCCCGAGGCCACCAUGGCCCGCAGCAUGUCGCCGGUGGCGAGGUGGCACACGCAGUAGGUCUCGGCCAGCUUCGGGGCCUGCGGGAGGACACGGACACAGCGGGAGGUGCUCAGCGGGAGGGCUCCGAGGGGCUCAGGCCCAGCCGGGGGCUGGAGCCCCAGCGCGGCCUUGGUCCCGCUCUGCGGCCGGCAAACACGUGGCAGGGCCGGGAGCGCCGGUUUCGGGGCCCGGAUACCGGCUCCCCGCGGCCUCCCGUAGAGAGGGGCCCGGGACAAAGAGCCCCGGUGCACGGGCACGGCUGAGCCCCCAGCGGAACGAGGCCCGGACACCCCCCCGUCAGGGCAGGCCGCCCGCCCCGCUGCCCCAGCGAGGGAGCGGAGCCGGACACCGGCGUCGCUCCGGAGCCGACCGGGCCGGUGCCGCCGCCGCUCCGGUUGAGACCGCCCAUCCCCCGGUGCCCUCCGGUGCCCUCCGGUGCCCCCUCACCUGCGUGCCCUUGCCCGCACCGGGCGGCCCCAGCAGCACGGCCCGGAUGCCCCGGCGGAGCCCCGGGGCCUGCCCUCGGCCAUCGCUCGGCUGCGCGCUCGGAGCCAUGGCCGCCGCCGACUGCGGCCAAUGGGCGGGGACGCCGGGAACCACGUGGCUCAUGGGCGGGCUUCGUAGCCUGUGGGCGUGGUCUAGCGGCGAGGGGAAGGGCUUACACCGAUGGUGGGCGUGGUCUACUUGAAAGUGGGCGUGGUUUUGCUGGAAGUGGGCGUGGUCUCGCUGGAAGUGGGCGUGGUUUCGGUGCGCUCCCCGCACCCUGCCGUCCCCCGCUCCCUGCGCCGCUCCCCCUGUCUUGCACGGCUCUGGCUGCGGUCAGAGCCAGGAUCUGACAGGAGACAAGGGCUCCUUUGGCCCUGGUUGCCAGGAGAGCUCAUGGCAAAGCCAAGGCCACAGCGUUGAGGAUCCAGGAUAAGUCGUUCCCUUUCACGUCCUCUGCAGGGGCAGCUGAGAGCGAGCAUUGUCUCCUCAGUGACACCAGAGAGGGAACUGUAAAUGAAACAAGAAGGAAAUGCCCUGCUCAGCCUGCAGUGUUUGAGGGAUGGAGCAGUGGAACCGUUCCAAGUGCGCAAAUGCAGCCAAAGACAGGACUGAGGGACCAAACGGGGCAUGUGCAUGGAUGGCAGAGCUGGAUCCGCUGCUGGGGAACACACCGAAGCUGGCAGCAGCACCAGGACAGAAUCCAUCCCUGUGGGCUUCCUGACCCAGGUCCCGCAGUCAGUGUCCCAGCCAGACAGGGUUUAAUCUGCAGGAAGCUCCUUCCCCUGGCAGCAAUAUCUCAGAGCAGCAACGCCUCGGGGUGCAGCGUGAGCUCGGCCUUCCUUGGGGACCCCCCUUGGCAUUGUGCCUAGGCACUGGGAAGGAGGCAUCAGACCUUGGGAAGGAGGGAUAAGACCUUGGGAAGGAGGCAUCAGACCCUGGUAAGGAGGGGAUGUCUGUGGCUUGGGCUGGCAGGAAUGACCCACUUAAAUGACAUCAUUUCUGUGCCAGCCAACGUGGGUGAUGGGCAAUGAAGGGCAAGGCUGGAGGAGUCACUCUCCCAAGUACAAAGCUUUAAGAGCCUCAAACCCCCUUGUUUUACCCCAUUCCCCAUCUCUGGAAUUCACUGUCAGUGUUUGCUCAGUGCAUGGCACCAUCCGGCUGCUCUGGGUCCAUGUGGGCCUUCCCCUAGUGCCCCCCAGAGUGUUGUAAGGUCUCUGUAGGGAAGGAGGUGCAGCUCUGAGAUGUGAAACCUCUGACUCCCACUCACUGCGGAUCAGGGAGGUCUGUAAAAGCCCUGGAGCUAGACCUGGAGUGGGAAUGCUCUGUGUCAGCUUGAGCUGGGUCAUCAGCUCCCUGGGUUAUGGGAUGGGCUGGAUCCAAGGGAGCCAAGUGUGUGAGCUUAAAGCUCUGUGUGUGAGCUAGGAAACACCCUGAGCUUGACUUGUCCCCUAGCUCCACACACUGUGUCAUGGGAGGGAAAUGAAACUGGAACCACAGCAGGGAUCCAGAGGGGAUACUGGUGCUGUGCCUCUUCAGCGCACAGCUGGCAUCGCACGUGUGUCAGGAUGCCUCUUUCCUGCGCCCAUGAGACAGGAAGAUCACAAGGGAAGUUAACCCUGUGCAAUGUACAGCAGAUCCAGCUGCAUCCAGAGCGUGAUGGGACAUGUCCUGGCAUCUCUAGGCCAUCGGCUUUGCAGUGAACUUGGCUUUGGUGUUAACUGUAUUGGUGCCUGAGCUGCAAGGUGUGGAGCUCAGGGUGUACUGGUACACACUGGUGGGGCUUCUGGACCUUGCUUCUCGCCUUCCUUUCCUUGUUUUCCCACUGUAUUUCAUACUUAGAAGCUAAACCCUACUUGAGAAGGCCUCAAGCUCACGUUACUGCACCUCAGCCAUGAAUGGGGACUUGAACGAGUCCAACUUCACCAUGGUGGAGGAAGGCUUCACCACCAGAGACCUCCUGGAGAGCCUCCUGGUGGGGCCAUGCCAGGCGGUGAGGCUGAUGCUCGCUGCUCCCUUGGCAGAGGCUGGCAUGGGGAGCCCAGUGCUGCUCACUGCAGCUUUCCCUAUGGUGCCCAGUAAGCCUUGUUCAUGGCAGACCUGGGGGACAUCGUGAAGAAACACCUGCAGCUCCUGAAGGUCCUACCCCGUGUGAAACCCUUCCCAGUGAAGUGCAACAGCAGUGAAGGAGUGAUUCGGCUGCUGGCGGAGCUGGGGACGGGCAUUGCCUGUACCAACAAGGCAGAGAUCACACAGGUUCAGAGCAUCGGAGUCCCCUCUGACAUGGUCUUCUACAGCAGCCCCUGCAAGCAGGUUGCCCACAUCAAGUAUGCAGCAAGCCACGGGGUGCAGCUCAUGGCCUUUGACAAUGAAGUGGAGCUGAGCAAGGUGGCCCAGAGCCAUCCUCGGGCUUGGAUGUUGUUGGGUAUCGCUGCUGAUUCCAGCCCUUCUGCCAUUCCGAAUAUGGCCUUUGGGACCACGCUCAAGUCCUGCAGGCACCCGCUGGAGAUGGCCAAGGAGCAGGCAGUGGAGGUGGUUGGCAUCAGGUUCCCGCAGGAAAACCAUCCAGCUCUUCCUUGGGAAGCCACCACAACCCGGAGACGACCACGAGAGCAUCUGCACCCCCUGUCCUGCGGCUGGGAGAUGGCAGAGUCCCUCUGUGUCACCCCAGUGUUCGCUCCAGCCGGGAUCAUCUGAGCCCCGGGAGCAGGGGACACAUCCUGCCCGCUGCCGGCAUCGCCUGUGGUGAGGGCUUUGAAGCCUGUGCCAUGAAUCCUGUUCCUCCUGCCCGUGUGCUGUGUGUGCCGCUGGGGAAGCCAUGGGGACGAGCAGGUUUGGGCUCUGGGAAUGAUGGAAUUACCGGUUGUCCAAGGAGGCGUUUCCCAAGUGCGGGUGGACGGGAAUUAGGCUGCAAUAGGGAGCUGGGUGCUUUGCUCGUAGGGAAGGUGAGGUUGUGAACCCAAAGCUUGGACACUGCUGGGAUAAGGGAAUAGGGAGCAGGAGUGCCAGGCUGGGGGUGCUAUGGGGGGGACUUGUGGCUCCCACCCUGGUCCUGAGCUCUUGGCAGCCUGGAUGGAGAGCUCUGCCCUGGGAGGGGGGGGCUGCAGAGAACCCGAACUGCUGGAGAGCAGGGACACAGAGAGGGACCAAGGACUGGGAGCACUGGGAGCACUGGGAGCACU